Messenger RNA from Dioscorea cayenensis subsp. rotundata (Guinea yam), 303 nucleotides. RefSeq lists its product as uncharacterized. The record is from RefSeq and is a predicted model, not a curated record. Lineage: Eukaryota; Viridiplantae; Streptophyta; Magnoliopsida; Dioscoreales; Dioscoreaceae. The transcript has a single exon. The coding region runs from base 1 to 303 and encodes 100 amino acids.
AUGGCUGCAUCACCAUCUCCAGUGAAAAUUGGCACUCGAGGCACCGUCGCAUCCUUGGUCUCCAAAGAGAUUGAAUACUUUCAGAAACUCGACAUCGUUCAUCAAGAAAGAUCACAAAAUCUAAAGACAGUGAUCACAAACAUAGUAACAAGGAACAAGAAGAAGGUGGCUGGCAGGGGAGGAUUCCUACCGAGCAUUUGCUCUGCUGUGGAGAUUAGUAACAGUACCAUUAGAGCUGAUAGAGUUGCAGAAAUCAGCUACAAGAAUCUGCGAAGUGAAAGCAAAAGGUUUAUUUAUAACUAG